Molecule: messenger RNA, 1562 nt
Organism: Leptonychotes weddellii (Weddell seal)
Lineage: Eukaryota; Metazoa; Chordata; Mammalia; Carnivora; Phocidae
Source: RefSeq, a predicted model, not a curated record
GAGCCUGGGCCAGCGGUUCCCAAGACCCUUCGUGCAGGUGGCACCCUGGUUGGGUGUGAGCUAAUUUGGAAAGUCCUGGGAUGCUCUUAACUGGGGGUAUCCUGGCAAGUUAUCUGGAGGUGAAGUGGUGGGGGCCUGGGUUAUUCUGGGGUGCUUUGCACAUGUGCCACCUUGGCGAGUCAGCUGUUGUGAACACUGACCGUGGGUGUUCUGGUGUGGUCUCUGCUGGGGCCACCUUCACAGACACUGUGUUGGUUUGGGCCAGGGGCCUAGUGCUUGCUGAGGUGGUAGGCCAGCUGUGGUGUCUGCUCGCGUCUGUGCUCUCAAGGUGGAUGGGGAAGAUAAACAGUGAUGUUCACCAUCCCCUCUGAAGCAGAAAAUACCUGCUGAGCUCCUGCACUGUUUGGCAGAGUUCCGGGGCAGGAUCUUUUAUAUUCUAGUUACCCUUUGAAGCCUCAUUGUUUUUUCUGUAUCCCAGGGCAGACAGAUCUGCUCAUGGUCAUUCAGUACUAUCACUCCCACCGUGGCUCUCAGUGUCGGGAUUGGGGGUUCCCUUCAUGACUGUGUCUCUGUCUUGCCUUUUUGUAUGUGAUACAUCUUUUGCUGUGCAGAAGCUGUUUGGUUAGCUCUGUGUUGUUCUUCAGGAGGAAGUGCUUUAUAAAUAGGUGUAGAUUUGGUGUGUCCAUGGAGGAGGUGAGUUCAGGGUCUUCCUGUCUGGCAACCUCGGACUGGAACCUCCUUUUCAUUUUGAUAUGUGGUUUUCACAUGGCUUGGUUUUGUUUAGUUAGCCAAGAAACAUUAUACUUUAUAGCAUAACAACAGAUUAUUUUACAUUCCAUGAAAACAAUUCUGUAUAAGGUGAUGGCAUUCUAUAUCACUAGGUUAUUUUAAUUUUGCUUUCCAGGAAAUAACAGUACAACAACUAAUGUCUCAUUUGGACUCCAUCAGGAAAGACAUGGUCAUCCUAGAAAAAAGUGAAUUUGCAAAUCUGAGAGCAGAGAAUCAGAAAAUGAAAACUGAAUUGGAACAAGUUAAGCAGCAACUGAUAAAUGAAACCAGUCAAAUCAGAGCAGAUAAUAAACUGGACAUCAACCUAGAAAGAAGCAGAGUAACUGAUAUGUUUACAGAUCAAGAAAAGAAACUUAUGGAAGCAACCACAGAAUUUACCAGCAAGGAUACCAAAACCAGAAGUAUUAUUUCCGAGACCAGUAAUAAAAUUGACACUGAAAUUGCUUCUUUGAAAACACUGAUGGAGUCUAACAAGCUUGAGACAAUUCGUUACCUUGCAGCCUCAGUGUUUACUUGCCUGGCAAUAGCAUUGGGAUUUUACAGAAUCUGGAAAUAGUAGAGAAACUACUAUAUUAUGCUGCUGUGGACUUAGAACACUACGCCAGGAUACAUUUAUUCUGAACAUGGAAGUUGUGGCAGAUACUCAAUACAAGGUUAUUCAGAGUACAUAUGGACUAAAAAUAUUUUUAAAUGGGAAGAUGUGCUUUGAAUUUGUGUUUUGUGUGUGUCUUUAUUAUGUUGAAAAGCUGUCAUUCAAACCUGAUUGAUUUGAG